AUGCUAGCGUUAUUGGUGAUUCCGAUAGUGAAUUCAUUCAAACUGCUAGAAAAUGAUUCGAUAUUGCUUGACAGGGCUUGGAGUAUGGUCUAUAAACUGGAACAUAAACAGACCGAUCUAAAACGGAAGAUAAAAGAGGAUAUCGUUAAGGAUGUGUUAAGAGGGUUCAGCUGUGAAAAAAAAAUGUGUGAAGUUCAGAUGAAAUUACAAACAGCGUUCUUCGAACAACAACAAGAACGAGCAGAAGCGCAAAUGAAAAUGCAACAGAGCUUCUUUGACAAACAGCAGAGCCUGAAAGUUAAAAGUGAGAAUACAGUCAAGUUACCUAAAUUAGACAUGAUUUCCUUUAACGGAGAUAAACUCAAAUGGACUGAAUUCUGGGACUCAUUCUCCAGUGCUGUACAUGAAAACGACAAGCUGUCAUCAGUUGACAAGUUCAACUAUCUAAAGGGAAAGCUCUAUGGUGAAGCCCGAAGUGCUAUCGCUGGAUUGGUUAUGUCGAAUGAAAACUACGACAUUGCUAUCCAAAUUCUCAAGGAAAGACUUGGAGAUCAGCAAGACAUUAUAGAUUUGCAUUAUAAGGGACUGGUGAAUGUUGCGUCCCCAAGGGAUACGACUGAAAGUUUGCGACUUUUCUACGACAAAAUACAAAAACACUUGAGAAGUUUGGUGGUUAUGCAUGAGAUUUUGGAGCAACAAGUUUUCGUGUCAAUCAUUCGGAGCAAACUGCCAAGUGAAGUUCUUAUGCAUCUUGAAAUACAGAAAGGCUCAAACAACAAGUGGACAUUAACUAAGCUUUGUGAAUUGCUUCGACAGUAUAUUGUGUCAAAAGAAAAGUCGGACAAACCCAAACCAGUCAACGCUAAUUUUAUACCUAGUAGAAGAGUGAGACCACAAUUUCAGAAAUCAACAAAUACCUUUAAAGGCUUCAGGGGACCCUCAACAGCAAAUACCACUGCUGGAGCUUUGACUGCAUAUGAAAAGAAAAGGUCUACUUCUCCCCAACAACAUCAGAAGAAAACCUGUAGAUUCUGUAGUAAGAAUCAUUGGAGUGACGAAUGUCCACGGUACAAGACAAUCGACGAAAGAAAAGCAAAAAUCAAGGGAUGUUGCUACAAAUGCUUAAAAGAAGGACACAUGUCUCCUGACUGUAAAAGCAAACGAAUGUGUGUCCAUUGCAAUAAAUCAGAUGUACAUCACAGAAGUUUGUGCCCAGUGAAAUUUAGAAAGGCACCUAUUCAUGAAAGUGUUAAUUUAUUAGAAGAAGGAGCAUGCGCGUCUGAAGAAAGUAUAGAAACAAGAGAAAUUCCCAUUAAUUCAACAGAUGGUGGUGUUUGUAAUGAAAGUUCAUUAUUAUCAUCCAAUGAAAUAGUGAUGAUGCAAACAUCGCGCACUGAAAUUUGGGACACAGAAGGUCUUAAUAAAGAAAAUGUAAGAAUUCUUUUAGAUUCCGGAUCGCAAAGAACGUACAUUACAGAGCGACUGGCAACAUCCCUGAAUCUAAAGAGGACAAAUGAACAAGAGAUUCGUCUGGUUACGUUUGGUAGCGACAAAUCGAAGGUGAUAAAGACAAUGUCUACAAAGUUAAAUGUUCGGUUGAAGGAUGGACACGAUUACACAAUAACAGCAAAUAUAGUUCCAACAAUUACAGGAAGCAUUCAAAGGAAACCAGUACGUAUAUCGGAUAGAGACAACUUCAGGUCGUUGAUAAAGAAUCUUAGUCUAGCGGACGAUAUACCUACUGAAGAAUACACAGACUCAAUUGAAUUAUUGUUGGGAAAUGAUUAUUACCUGGAUAUAGUAUUAGGACAUAAAAUAGAGAUUCAGCCAGGACUUUAUCUCUUGUCGUCAAAACUAGGUUGGAUUCUUUCUGGAAGAACAAAUGAGAUAGAUGAUAAUGUGAGUGAUACAAACUUGUUAAUAUUAUCAUAUGGCAAUAACAUUACAAAGACGCAAGUGUUUACGAACGUUGACAAAUGUGUUCCAAAAACACCUGACAUCGAAAACUUUUGGAACAUAGAAACAAUAGGAUUAAAAGAUACCACCAACGUAAGAUCUGAAGAUGAUCAAGCGAUGGAAGACUUCAAGGAAAACCUUGUAUUCAAGGAUAACAGAUACCAUGUUACAUGGCCUUGGAAAAUCGACCAUCAAGAAGUUCCGGAAAAUCGUCCUCUUGCCUUUGGACGAUUAAAGUCAUAA
Molecule: messenger RNA, 2199 nt
Organism: Mercenaria mercenaria
Lineage: Eukaryota; Metazoa; Mollusca; Bivalvia; Venerida; Veneridae
Exons: 1
Coding region: 1-2199 (732 amino acids)
Biological process (GO): proteolysis
Molecular function (GO): nucleic acid binding; zinc ion binding; aspartic-type endopeptidase activity
Source: RefSeq, a predicted model, not a curated record